AUGGCCGGAAUCCCGAAAACCGCGCAAGCUCUCUUUGACAAGGAUGCCCUUCGCAAGCAGCUCUCCGGCUUAGGCUUGGUCGCCUUCGUGGGCAACGGGGCGAUCCUCCCUCGGAAACUUGGGUGUAUGCGGCAGCUGUUCAAAAACCGGUCGCCGUGUUUGGUUCGGAUCUCUUGGAAGGAAACGGACUCCGUCCUUCAAAAUGGGCUUCCGGUGCCCACUCCCUCUAUCGUCCAUCUCAUGUCAGAUGAUACGCACUUCGAGCUAUUGAUUGGCUCUGACUUGGAUCGAGAUGUUACUGGCAUGGGGAUCCAGAAGGGUGUGACCCUGAUCGUUGGCGGCGGCUUCCACGGCAAGAGCACACUGCUGCAGGCGCUGCAGCUGGGCAUUUACAACAAGGUUCCCGGAGACGGCCGGGAGCACGUGGUUUGCGAUCCCCAAGCAGUGAAGAUCCGUGCUGAGGACGGCCGAUCUGUCAAAAGUGCGGACAUCUCUCCGUUCAUCAACAAUUUGCCCUUCGGCAAGCAGACGCAGCAAUUCAGCACCGGUGAUGCCUCGGGAUCGACGUCGCAGGCCGCCAACAUCGUCGAAGCAUUAGAGGUCGGAUGCACAACCCUCCUGGUCGACGAAGAUACUUGUGCGACCAACUUCAUGAUUCGUGAUGAGAAGAUGAAGGCGCUCGUGGCCCCGGACAAGGAGCCAAUCACUGCCUUCGUAUGUAAAGUCCGAUCGCUGCUGGAGGAGCAGGGAGUCUCCACAGCGACUCGGCAUCAGGUCGCACGGGUCUGCAGGAAUCAGAACCUUUUCUUCUCCGCUCGCUCUCUCUCUCUCUCUCUCUCUCUCUCUUUUUGUCUAUACAUACAUACAUACAUACAUACAUACAUACAUACAUACAUACAUACAUACAUACAUACAUAG
Molecule: messenger RNA, 918 nt
Organism: Symbiodinium sp. CCMP2456
Lineage: Eukaryota; Dinophyceae; Suessiales; Symbiodiniaceae
Source: the annotation of a GenBank genome assembly